AUCACAGCUCCCUAUCUCCACAUUGGAGCAAUAACCCUCAUGGUCCUCCUCUCCUGGCCCGUGGCUCUCCAUGCCAUCAGAGCAGAUAAGAAAGUUGUUCAGGGGAUAAUUGUUGGUCCAUACCUGGCUAUCCUUCUCUUUCUUUUCUUGAUACCUCUGGGGAUGUACUCUCCUUGCAUCAGAGAGAUGGGGACACUUGGACCAAAGCCAGCCCUCAUCGGACACCGCGGAGCACCAAUGCUGGCACCGGAAAACACUGAGAUGUCAUUUCAGAAGACAAUUGAGCAUGGUGGAGAUGGUCUUGAAACAGAUGUGACCAUUAGCUAUGACGGCGUUCCUUUCCUCAUGCAUGACAGCACCUUGAGGAGGACAACGAACAUCAAGGAGGUCUAUCCCAAUGACACUGCCCAAAACGCCGCGUUAUUCUCCUGGGAUACCCUGCAGGAGUUGAAUGCUGGAACGUGGUUCCUUAAGGACAAGCCAUUUUCAUGCAUGGGCUCACUGUCAAGGGCAGAUCAAAACCAGGCAAUGAAUCAGUCAGUUUACAAGCUAAGUAAUUUCUUGCGCCUCGCAGACAGUCAGAAUAAACUUGUGAUAUUUGAUCUCUACCGCCCUCCAGAGAACCAUCCUUACAGGAACUCAUGGAUCAACCGAACCCUGGAAGUCAUCCUCAACGAGUCGGGGAUUAGACCCCACCUGGUCCUAUGGCUGGAGAACGACAUGAGGUCCGUUGUUCAAUCUGUUGCUCCUGCCUUUCAGCAGACCAUGGGCAGCAAGGCCCCAGUUGAAGACCUAUUGAUGGACAAUAUUGUCAAACUCAACCUGCCCUACACUGAAAUGUCCAGUGAAGAUAUCCGGAAAUACGCUGAGGCAAACAUCACCACCAACCUCUACGUGGUCAGUGAGCCGUGGCUUUUCUCCUUGGCAUGGUGCUCUGGGGCACACUCCGUGACCACCAACGCCGUCCAGACGCUGAAGAAUCUCAGCCAGAAAAAAAAUCAUGGACCUAAGCUGAAACCUGGCUUACCUGGGAUCUCUGAGCCACUCCAGACUCCUCAGCAGUACAGCGUCAUGUGGAUCCUGACCGAUCUGGCCUCUGUGCUCCUCAUCGCACUCAUCUUUGCUCUGCACUGGUAA
Apaloderma vittatum (bar-tailed trogon) is the source of this 1137-nucleotide messenger RNA. RefSeq names its product glycerophosphodiester phosphodiesterase domain containing 4 (gene GDPD4). The record is from RefSeq and is a predicted model, not a curated record. Gene Ontology annotation, molecular function: glycerophosphodiester phosphodiesterase activity. Gene Ontology annotation, cellular component: membrane. The annotation marks the transcript as partial. Lineage: Eukaryota; Metazoa; Chordata; Aves; Trogoniformes; Trogonidae. The transcript has 9 exons. Gene Ontology annotation, biological process: lipid metabolic process.